AUGGACUUCGACAGCCUCAAGAAUCAGGUCAGCAACCUGACACUCUACGAUGUGAAGGCAGGUGUUCGGAAGGUUCAAAAUGCCGUCAUGAACCUCACGGAGAUGGAGGCCAAGGUUCGUGAAGCAACCAACGGCGAUCCCUGGGGUGCCUCGGCGACUCUGAUGCAGGAGAUCGCUCGGGGCACUCAUAACUAUCAACAACUCAACGAGAUCAUGCCAAUGAUCUAUAAGCGCUUCACAGACAAGACCGCAGAAGAGUGGCGGCAGAUAUACAAGGCUCUUCAGCUCCUCGAGUUCCUUGUGAAGCAUGGCAGUGAGCGAGUAGUAGACGAUGCACGAAGCCACAUGUCGCUCCUGCGGAUGCUGCGGCAGUUUCACUAUGUUGAUCCCAACGGCAAAGACCAGGGCGUGAAUGUGCGAAACCGUUCGGCGGAGCUCACCAAGCUCCUGGGCGAUGUCGAGACGAUCCGCGCCGAGCGGAAGAAAGCUCGUGUAAACAAAAACAAAUAUGGCGGCGUGGAGGGUGGGGCUGGCACUCUGGGUGGCUUCUCUGGUGGAAGUGGUCGCUAUGGUGGCUUUGGCAGCGAGACCGGAAACUUUGGUGGCUACCAGGGUGAAGUCUAUGGCGAUGGUGGUGGCUUCGGUGGCCGAGAAACGGACUUCUCUGGCACACAGCGGAGAGCGGACCAAUUCGAAGAGUACGACGAGGACGAAGACACUACCAGUCGGCCUACUGCUUCACGGUCUACGCCCACCGCAUCUGCCACGAAGAGAGCACCUCCAAAGCCGAAAGAGCCGGAGCAAGAUCUCUUCGACUUUGGCGACGAUGAGCCUGCGACAACCAGCAGUGGUAAAGCGCCUGCGACCUCUACUGGCGGAGCUCUGGCUGAUUUCGGUGCGCCAGCAGGCGGUGCUGUUGCCGACGAUGACGAUUUUGACGAUUUCCAAUCAGCCACGUCUCCCAGCGUGGCGGCACCAGCACCUGGUGCUGGCUCGCUAGGCAUUCUAUCACCGCCUCCCACUACUUCAACAACGACAUCUGCUACUCAAUUUGCAGCCCCACAGCCCGUCGCGCCGGGACAGGCGGCCAACCUCAACAGUAUCCUCAGCGCUCCUUCUCCCACGCCCUCUCAGACUCGAUCGGUCUCAUCUCUCGCUUCUCCGCCGCUGCAAGCGCAAGUCUCUCAGGCUCCGAAGCCAUCCGGUCCCAAUUACUUUACAUCAGUCAACGCCUCGAUGAACACUAGUCAGUCAAAGCCGUCAGCAUUUGCGGCGCGACCAUCCAUGCCGACCUCCAACCAACCUUCAUUCGCAUCUUCGACGUCUACUCCAACAUCCAUGGCGAAUCUUGGCAAGCCGGCUGCUAAGACCAACACUGCAAGCAGCGGAGGCGAUGCUUUCGCUAAUCUGUGGUCUGCCGCUGGAACCAAAGCUGGUGUGCAGAGCAAGCCUAUCUCGCAGGGCCCCAACCUUGCAAGCAUGGCCAAGGCAAAGAGUGAUGCAGGUAUCUGGGGAGCACCUGCUGCGUCCAAUACUACGAGCACGUCAAACACAACUUCUGGACAAGGCGCGAAGCCGCUCGGCAACGGCUUAGACGACCUUUUGGGCUAG
Cyphellophora europaea CBS 101466 is the source of this 1611-nucleotide messenger RNA. RefSeq lists its product as uncharacterized. Gene Ontology annotation, biological process: Golgi to endosome transport; endocytosis. The record is from RefSeq and is a predicted model, not a curated record. The coding region runs from base 1 to 1611 and encodes 536 amino acids. Gene Ontology annotation, cellular component: plasma membrane; endosome; clathrin vesicle coat. Gene Ontology annotation, molecular function: phospholipid binding; clathrin binding. Lineage: Eukaryota; Fungi; Ascomycota; Eurotiomycetes; Chaetothyriales; Cyphellophoraceae. The transcript is spliced from 5 exons.